AUGUUUGAUUCACUCGGCAAAAACGACUCAUCAACGUUUAAUAUCACUUCAGCAAUUGGCAAAACUACUUAUAAUAAUUGGUGUAGCUCAUUAACCAGUUCGGUCUAUUUAUAUGGACAUUUAAUACCUGGAAUCGCUUUAUUCGUCUUCGGGUUGACAUUUAAUCCCAUUGCACUUUAUUAUUUCGCUACUUCACGUAAUUUUCGCCGUUCAGCUUAUUCCUACUACUUUUCUGCCAUCGCUGUUGUCGAUCUCGUUCGAUUGACCGUUUGGUGUCUUUUUUUUCUACUUGAUUUUAAAAUUUUUAAACUGAAUUUUCGUCCAUUUGAAUGUCCGUUUCAGUUAUUUAUCGAAUCAGUUGCAAGUUCAAUUAGUGCUUGGCUUGCAGUAUCAUUGACAGUCGAACGAUGUUUAGUUAUUUACAAGCCAUUACAAACGCUUACAGAUACUCGAGGAAAGCGUGCUCUUCGCUUGAUAUUCUGCGUUGUAGUAUUAUCUUGUCUUGUUAAUUCAUUAGUUUUACAACCUGGAUUUUACGUGAAAAGAGCAUAUCGAGAAAACAGUCAUUCCAUAGUUUGUCAUUAUGAGCAAUCUCCGACGGCAAAUGUAACACUUAUCAAGCAAUCAUCAUUCUUAACUCCGAAUGCUAAACGAAUAUAUUUAUUAAUCAUCGUUAUUUUUCGUGUGGCUGUUCCGUUUGUUUUAUUAUUCACAGCAAAUAUUGUUCUCUUCAUCAGUGUACGUCAAUCUCGACAAGAUUCAUCGAAACUUUCCUCAUCUUUGCUUAUCCGUCAUGGUCAUCAUCGAUCCGUAACGCCAAUGAUCUUUUUCUCUUCAUGUAUUCUUCUUCUCACCAUUUCACCUCGAUAUCUUCUUCAAUUUUACUUAAACUUUUAUCAACGACUUCCCGAUUGUUCGUUAACUCAUUUCGCUCCACAUAUUCUAAAAACUUUAGAAUUGUUCAACUAUGCAUCUAAUGUCUUUGUUUCUAUUGUCAGUGGAAAACACGGCCGAUACGAAUUAUUCAACAUGUUGAUGUGUCGAACAGUUCCAACUCAAACCCUACGAUUCACAACUCCGUCGAGACUUGUUGGUCUAUCCGCUCCUAAUUCGCUUCUCGCAUCGAAGAGUUCCUAUCAGCGUCGAACGAAUCCGAAGCGUAACGAACGAAAUAAACAAUCCGAGAAGCUUUUACUUCCAAAUCUGAAUCAUCUUAAUAGUAAUUCGUAUCAUGAUCAAUAUCAAUAA
Messenger RNA from Adineta ricciae, 1248 nucleotides. NCBI's taxonomy places the organism in Eukaryota, Metazoa, Rotifera, Eurotatoria, Adinetida, Adinetidae. The record is from the annotation of a GenBank genome assembly.